GGGCUCUGCAAGGGCUCCGCAGCCUGGUCCGGGACAAAGAAAAGAGCUUUUGUUUCUCUCCAGCCGGUGGGGCUUCUGCUGCAUAAAUCAGCUUAGCGAAGAGCCAAACACAAUCAAACCCAAACAAAGCCCAAAGCUGGGGGGGAAACCACCCUAAUGUACAUUCACUGGGUGAUGCUGGAUCUGUGGGAGGGGACGCCGGCGAGGUCGAGGGGAAAAAAGUCGAUGGCGCAUCAAUCAGCGCAGUUUCUUCCACAGGUGGGCAGGGAGGCCAACUUCACUAGCUGCAGCUUUGCAGCCUUGCCUGCGGAGCAGCGGGCAAAGACAAGUCGGCAGCGUCCUGGCUGGCGAGGGAGGAAGCUCGGGAUGCCAGCAACAGGGGGAGGCGACUCUGGGAGCUCCCUAGAAGCACCCGCCGACUCCCGCAGGCACAGAGCGAGGCAUCGCCGCUCCCUGCCUGGCGGGGAGUGGGGCCCGCGGCUGCGAGCGCAGGAGGGGAGGUUCCGCUGGGUGCCGGAGCCCGGCUACGCGGGGCGGGGGCUGCUUGCCCUUGUCCUGUCGGCCCCAGUGCGCGGCUCAGGCGUCCCGCAGUCCAGAGCCCGAGUUGCUGGCGCGCUCUGGGGUGCACACGGCGAGGAUGCAAGAGAGGCGAGGGCGGCGAUGGGCGGGAGAGGGGUGGUCCUGCUCUGGCCCCCCGGGGGGCUUCAGACCUGCGGGUAGCCCGGUAUACUCAGGGCAGAGAGUUGCUAGGAAACCUCCCCACGCUACCGGAGCGCCUCGGCUCGGCUGCCCGCAGGCGCGGCUGCAGCCCGGGCAGGAGCAGCAGUAACAGCUCGGAGCAGCGUGGGCGGGACAUUGGUGAGGCAUGAAGUCACCACGGCCCACACUCGCUCUUUGUUUUGCUCACUCCAGCUCUUUUUUUCCCCCCUUGGCUCUGAUAGUUGCCAUUCCCAUCGUUCACAAGAACUCCUGAAGCGUAGCCGCGCAACAGGAAUGGCACGCCUCGUUCCCUUCUCCCUCCUCCCCCGAAUCCUUGCACCCCAACGCUCGCGGGGGUGGUGGGAGACUCGCUCAGCGCCAGCAGCAGCUGCGAGCAAACCCCAAUCUCUCACCCCCGCGCUGCUCGCCGCUUUGUUCGGAGAUACUCACUGCCCCGCAGCUGCUGCAUACAAAGUGGAGUCAAGGGACCGCCCCUGCCCCCAACGCCCUCUACUCAGCACUUUGCUUGCAGUUAGGAGCUCGUCCUCUGCCCCACUACAAGGCUGCCCCGGUCUCCCUAGCCUUUGGAGAGUUGGACCAGUCUGCAGGGGCUGUUCCCGGAGCGACUGGCCGAGAUUUCUCGCUGCUCCUUCCCUACUCAAAACCUUAACCCUGGGCUGGACAGCCCUGUUUUUCCCCAGCGUCUGGUGGUGGCUCUGGGCUUUUGCAAGUUACAGUGGGUCUUUUGAUCUUAAGCGUCACCUUCCCAGUAAACGGAACAAAGAAGUUACAGACAGCAGCUAAGUGGGGAGAGGGGAGCUAAGGAGAGAAGGUGGGAGGCGUUUCUGCCUGCUUGCAGCUCAGAAAUUUAGGUGCAAGUAGGAUGCGGGUGUUAUGCUGGGCAACUGUCCGGGAAGCAGCGCGCCUCCUCGGGUCCUGUCAUUACCACUCUAAGUCGAGGGAGGGAACUCAGUCCCCCGCAUUGGAAACGAGGCAGUGUUUCCAGUUCAACACUGUGAUGGUUCUCUUUUCCCUCUAGGGGCAGGAGUGAUUCCCAGUCCAGAAGUUUGACCUCUUAUUUUAAUACAACACCCGCCUCUUACAGGCAACAGACCAGUCCAGCCAGGUCAACGUGAAAUAUGCGGGAGUUUCCCCCCUUCUUAUUUAAUAGUUUCCGUCUCCUUAUUUGUAGUUAAAAAAAAAAAAAAAGGUAGGAGGCGUGCUCUCUCUCUCUUUUUCUUUCUGUUGACUGAGUGAAUGGAAAGUACCUGGUUCAUAAACCACAACAUCGAAACUCCCCCUUUCAGGUGUGGACUGCACAGCGAGGUGCACAGAAUUAGUUAAGCAAACCAGGAACCCAGCUAGAAAAUUAAACGCGCCCUGGAUCUACAAAGCAGGUCCCUUCGAGAGACCAAAGCCGUGAUCCCAACCUUAGCAACAUAAUUCUACUACAGGUGUUGAUAUAUUAUAUAUACUAAUCCAGAAAAACCAUGUAGCAAGAGGAAUAAAAUGAAGUUCAGAAGUCUGUUUCGGGAAAUUUUGAAGCCCUUUAGAAAGAAAGAUUUCUACAUUUUGUUACGUGAAAUUCAUGCAAAUAUAUGUCAGGUGCCAGUGCUAUGGAGUUGUUGAAGAAGAAGCACAAUACCAUUUAUUACCACUUCUCAGUUGUAAAGAAGCUGUAACUCUGGUUGUUGAAAUAAAAUAAAAUGAAACAUCCUAGA
Messenger RNA from Macaca mulatta (Rhesus monkey), 2420 nucleotides. RefSeq lists its product as uncharacterized. NCBI's taxonomy places the organism in Eukaryota, Metazoa, Chordata, Mammalia, Primates, Cercopithecidae. The record is from RefSeq and is a predicted model, not a curated record.